AACCACCAUGAACGAAACAGUCUCCAUCUCACGCGCAACCUCCCUCUCCCGCGCCGGCAGCAGACACGGCUCGACCGUCUCGCGCAGCCAGUCGCUCAUCAAGAAGAACAUCCAGCCCCACGACCUUCGCCCUUCCGACAUUCUUAUCGAACGUUUCACAGCAUGGAAGGCCAUCGUCAAGCAGCUCAUUGCCUACUUUGAAGGCAUCGCAGAUAUUGAGAACAAUGUCGCGAGGGAGAUGACCAAGCUCGGCGCCGUCAUCCAGGUCCCAUUCCGGUCGGGGAACCAGUUCCUAGGAGAAGGCGGUCUUCAGGACAUCUUCUACGGGAUUCGCGACAAGACGCGUGCCAUCGCUGAUCAGCAUGCUAAUCUCGGGCGUACGGUGGACGGCUCGAUUGUACAACAUCUCCAGAAGCUCCGUGUCGAGAUCAAGGCGCAUAUCAAGAACAUCCAAAACGAUACGGGCAAAUUGGCAACCGCCGUCGCCAAAGAGCGUGAACUGUCAGGGAAACUCAUCGGCGACCUCGGAACGAAUAUCUCCAUCUUGAAGAAUACCCCCUUGAACGUGACUGCUAGGACGGACCCUUACGUCGCCAACCAAGCUGUCGCACGUCAGCUCACCAAGCAGGUCCACACCGAGAACGCCCUUCAGAAGUCGCUGCUGCUCACACAGGCGUCCUCCGCGAUGUUCGAGGCAUCGCUGAUUCAGGCGCUUCAGUCUGCCUGGGCGACCUUCGCCGAAUGGCGAACGCGCAUGGACAACGCGGUCCGCGACCUCUGGGGCAACCUCGAGCGCGAUAUGUCAGCGCUGCCCCCUGACCGCGAGUGGAUCUCUUUCGCAGCCCGUGAAGAUCACCUGGUCGACCCCGAGACGCCCCUGCGCAACCCAGAGCACAUCACGUACCCGAGCAAGGACGACCCUAGCGUGAUACCCGUGCACACCGGUCUACUCGAGCGGAAGAAGCGGUACACGCGCACGUACCGCGAGUCCUACUACGUUCUCACCGCCGCCGGAUUCUUGCACGAAUACGCGUCUUCGGACCCUGCGAUCGCCGACCGCCCGCAGUUCAGUCUGUUCCUCCCGCUGUGCACGCUCGGCCCUCCGUCGGCGCCGAACGCGAAGAGCCACAAGUUCCACAUCGAGGAGCGCAAGGACGGCACGGGCAGCACUCACACCGGCUCGCUGCGCGUCCUGAAGAACUCGCUCACCGGACGCGGCGGGUCGAGUGGACGCGCGUGGGCCUUCCGCGCUCGCUCGCGUGAUGACAUGAUGGAGUGGUGGAACGAUAUCCGCAUGCUCUGCGCGCGGUAUCUCGUCGCGAGCGAGCAGAUGGAGCGCAGCGGACCGGUCGCGGCCGCGGUGAGGGCGGUGGGGUACACGAGCGACGAGGAAGGCGUUGAUGAGACCGAGGACGAGGGCUCGAGCGUCGAGGAGGAGCAGGAUGAGGAAGACGACGCGGCGUUCGAAGAGGCGCGUGAUGGCGCGGAGGAGGACGUGGGCCCGCCGGAGUACUCUCACACUGGGGCGCGCGACGCGGAAUAUGGCGCACAUGGGUACCCUGCUGAUAAGAAGCCCGCCGCGACUGGGGAAGGCGCAACGGUGUCUCGUCGUCCGAGCAAGCGGCAGCAGGAGAAGGCGCCGGAGGGCCGUGCGCCGCACGUCGCCCCCACCGAGGACGAUACAGGGGCGGGCGUCGCUCCGGGGUCCAGUGAGCCAGAGCCCGCUGCUGCUCCUGCGGCUGCUUCUGACAGCCGCUUCACAGAGGGUCUCUGAGAAUGUAUGGUGGAGGACAGAUUACGCAUCGAUGUGGCAAAUGUUAUGACUUGUGGUAAUGUCGGAUUUUUGUACACUAUGACGAGAUGUCUGGCGAUAGAUCUACAUAAAUGCGAGCGGUGCAAAC
Messenger RNA from Trametes versicolor FP-101664 SS1, 1901 nucleotides. RefSeq lists its product as uncharacterized. The record is from RefSeq and is a predicted model, not a curated record. Lineage: Eukaryota; Fungi; Basidiomycota; Agaricomycetes; Polyporales; Polyporaceae. Bases 8 to 1774 code for a protein of 588 amino acids. The transcript is spliced from 4 exons.